Orycteropus afer afer is the source of this 588-nucleotide messenger RNA. NCBI's taxonomy places the organism in Eukaryota, Metazoa, Chordata, Mammalia, Tubulidentata, Orycteropodidae. The record is from RefSeq and is a predicted model, not a curated record.
AUGUCCCUCCUGAUGCAGGCUUCGAUCCUAAUCGCCGUCGUCUUGCUUCUUGUCGGCCCUGCGACCCCAGCGCGCGUCCUUCGGAAACGGCUAUCCCAGUUGGGCAUGUUUUCCUGGGAUAACUGUGAUGAGAAGGACCCUGCUGUGAUCAGAAGCCUGACACUGGAACCUGACCCUAUUCCUGUUCCUGGGAACGUGACUGUCAGUGCCGAGGUCAAGACCAGUGUCCCCCUUGAGUUUCCUCAGAAGGUGGAAUUAACUAUAGAAAAGGAAGUAGCAGGCUUCUGGGUCAAGAUCCCGUGUGUGGAACAGAUUGGCAGUUGUACCUAUGACGACUUCUGUAAUGUGCUUGACACUUUCAUUCCCCCUGGGGAGAGCUGCCCUGAGCCCCUGCACACCUAUGGGCUUCCAUGCCACUGUCCCUUCAAAGCAGGCACCUAUUCACUACCCAAGUCUGAUUUUAUGUUGCCUGACCUGGAGCUGCCUGGCUGGCUCAGCACCGGGAACUACCGCAUCCAGAGCAUCCUGAGUAACAAAAACAAGCGUCUGGGCUGUGUCAAGAUCACCGCUUCGCUCAAGGGCAAAUAA